Molecule: messenger RNA, 335 nt
Organism: Chelonoidis abingdonii (Abingdon island giant tortoise)
Lineage: Eukaryota; Metazoa; Chordata; Testudines; Testudinidae
Product: small ribosomal subunit protein eS28-like
Biological process (GO): maturation of SSU-rRNA; ribosomal small subunit assembly; translation
Cellular component (GO): ribosome; cytosolic small ribosomal subunit
Molecular function (GO): structural constituent of ribosome
Source: RefSeq, a predicted model, not a curated record
CAGCCACCAUGGAUAUGAGCCACAUACAGCCCCUCAAACUGGUCCAGGUUACCAAGGUGCUGGGUCGGCUGGGUUCGCAGGGCCAGUGCACCCAGGUUCAUGUUGAAUUCAUGGAUGACACCAGUAGAUCCAUCAUCCAGAAUGUAAAGAGGCCUGUCCAUGAGGGGGAUGUCCUGAUGCUGCUGAAAUCUGGGCAUGAAGCAAGGAGAUUACGCUGAUCUGCGUGCUGCAGCUCAAUGGCAAGCCUGAUGUGACUACCAUUUCUGAUUUCCUCUAAUGAAGAGGCGACAGUUCAUACCUACUCCGCUUGACUUAAUGAAGGGGAAUGUUGUGUU